Scophthalmus maximus (turbot) is the source of this 4501-nucleotide messenger RNA. It is a transcript of the gene mpz, whose product is annotated as myelin protein zero. Gene Ontology annotation, cellular component: membrane. Bases 192 to 878 code for a protein of 228 amino acids. NCBI's taxonomy places the organism in Eukaryota, Metazoa, Chordata, Actinopteri, Pleuronectiformes, Scophthalmidae. Gene Ontology annotation, biological process: myelination. The transcript has 6 exons. The record is from RefSeq and is a predicted model, not a curated record.
GUGGGUUUUGUGUUGUUGUCCCCGUUUGGAAGCCCCUCUGUCCCGGCGGCCCCUCGACUCUCCUCUGCUCUCCUGCUCUCUUCCGCUCGCACUCCCUUCCAGAGUGGGACCACUCCUGCUCCACGGGCUCCUGGCAGAUUCUGAGGCAGCACCAGUCUUUUGGGAGAGCGUCCGUCGGAAAGCCUGAAACCAUGCUGACGUUCUUGGCGCUGGCGUCGGUUCUCCUCCUGGGAAUAGUGCCCGAGCAGUCCCAGGCCAUAGUGAUUUACACCGGCUGGGAACGCCACGCCCUGCUGGGCUCCGACAUCCGGCUGUCGUGCUCCUUCUUCUCCUGGCGCUGGACCUCGGAGGACGUCACCUUCUCCUGGACGUACAGGCCCGACGGCUCCCGGGACAGCAUCUCUGUCUUCCACUACACGGGGGGCAUGGCCUACGUGGACAACAAGGGCCCGUUCAGGGACCGGCUGGAGUUCGUGGGGAACCCGGCGCGCCGCGACGGCUCCAUCCUGCUCAAGAACCUGGACUUCAGCGACAACGGCACCUUCACCUGCGACGCCAAGAACCCCCCUGACAUCGUGGGCCGGCCCUCCAGCGUUCGCCUGCUGGUCUUCGAGAAAGUGCCCAUCCAGGCUGGCGUGAUCACGGGCUCCAUCAUCGGGGCGGUGCUGGGCCUGCUGGUGCUCAUCGUGGUCAUCUACUACCUGAUGAGGUUCCUGGUGGCGCGCCGCGUCUUCAGCCUCAGCGUCAGCAAACAUGGCAAGAAAAAGAAGGAGGGAUCACAGCAGAGACAGGGCCCCGUGCCUCCCGCUGACCCCUCCAAGGUGAAGGCGGCGGCCUCGGAAAAGAAGAAGCAGGAGUCGCGCAAGGAUAAGAAAUAGGAUACGGGGAGGGGCUGGGGCGGCCUCGCCAGCCGGCUGCUCCAGCCCGUGCGCCGCAUGGCGGCGGGGGCCCGGUCCAAUCAGCAGCAGCGAACCGUAGUCAGAAAGACGGAGGGGGUCGGGGGAGGCGGGGAGGAAGGCCCGGGCCGGGUGCUGAUGACCAUCGAGCUGGAGCUGACCCGCAAGAACGGGGAGAAGGGGCCCGGCGGCGAGGGAGGGAUGGGGAGGUCCGCAGCGCCGGGCUUCCUAUCCCGCCUCGCCAACCAGCUCACCUUCAAAUAACAGGCCAAUCGGGAGGCAGGGGGGGGAGGCCAAGGGGAAAUCCAAACCACAAAACCUACUUUACACCCACCACAAUACCAACCUGAAGUCCCUGAAGAAAUGAGUCUAAUCAUAUCCGCUCCCGUCUCAGGCCGAUGCCGCCGCUCAACGGGCCCAACAUCUAAGAUGUGGGCGAUAAUCUGGUACACCAGCCGGCAGCCCCCGAGUGCUUUUGUCAGGUCAUGAGAUAUGCCAUUUGAAGCGACACCCUAUAAGAUGGCGGGGUUUGAUAACAAACAACCCAAAAAAAAGCCGCUCCCCCGGCCUUUCUGGUUCUUCUCAUUGUGAUAUCUAUCCGCCCCAAGAAAGAAAAAGAAAAAUCUCUCUCCAAGUGCGUCCGAUACGCCUCACGAGUCCCCGUGCUGCAGGGACAGGCCAAUUUGCUUUCCCCCCCCCCCCCCCCCCCUCGAAAGUGACGUGUCAAGCGCUAACGUUCCCCCCUCACACUCAUCCCCUUCCUUUCCCCCUCUCCUCAUCUUAUUUCUCUCAUUUCCUCUUCCACUGUGAAUUCCUUGACUUCUUCUUGUUCAUUCCAAAUGACGGCAGUGAUUUAUAUGCUAACUGCUCUAUCCUGUUUCUCUUCCUCUGUCACUUCCCUUCCCUUCUCCUCUUCCUCUCCGCUCCUUUCUCUCUCUCUCUCUCUCUCUCUCUCCUUAUAGAUAAAGGUCUGACUUCUCCGUGACUGCCUCCGCUCCUCUAGUCUGCUCCCUCCUUUUCUGCCCAGCCUGAUGCAACCCCCAUUAUUUCCCAUUAUCUCCACUCUUUCAAGACAGCACUGGCUGUAAGAACAGUCCCACUUCAUCACCGGCGACGGUGUCGAAUAUUUUUUUUUUUACAAGGCCUCAUCGGAGACCCCCGCCGUGUGCGCUCAUUGGGGCAAAUUGUAAAAACUUUUUUUAAAGGCCCAACCGUGCACGUAGCUUCCAAACCCGAAACACAUCCCCCGGAGUUCAGCGUCCCCUGAAUGUUCCCUCUUGGUGUUUACGACUCCGUCACACACACACACACACACACACACACACUGAGCGGAGCUGCGAGUGCACUCUGGACUUCAGAUGGAGGAAAACAGAGGCAGAGAGGCAGCGAGGAGAGUGAUAGCAGAAGAGAAAUAUGAUUCCUGCUCUCAGCCAGGCGUAGAUGGAGGUUCAAGCCCCCGAGCUCGGGGGUGAUUCAAUCCUCUCACAUUUGAGCUAAUGGAGGUUGUCGCCGUGUCCCUGCCCCGGCUAAAGGGGGGCUAUUUCUGGCCCUAUAAGAGCGUACAAGCUUACUGUAACAGCUGCACAUUUUUCAGCCAACAGGGGGAGGGAGGGAGGGAGGGAGAGGCGAGCUAGGCAGACAGUAUAUAUAUAUAUAUAUAUAUGUGUGUGUGUGUGUGUGUGUGUGGCGGCGUCUGCUGUGCUUGUUUAUGCCCGAGCACGGGGGGCCGUCCUCCGUUGACUUGGACGGCCGGCGACUGACGACCCUGGAAUGACGUCACGGCCCCCGAGGGGCCCGCGGAUGCUCUCCGGAGUCUGGCGAAAAAGAGGGGGCGGGGGCCGUGGGGCGGGGGGGGGGGGGGCUGCCUACCAGGAAGAGGUGCAGCUUCUGUGCUCUCACAGUUAUUUUAAGGUCCGGUUAAUCCGCUCACACGUUUGCCCCCCCCUCGCCAGCCCAGAGCUAAUUAUUUUGGCGCGUGCUGGUAAGCAGAUAUCUCUCUCCCUCAUCUCUCUCUCCCUCAUCUCUCUCUCCCUCAUCUCUCUCUCCCACAUCUCUCUCUCCCUCCCCUCUCUCUCUCUCGCUCGCUCCUCUGUUAUUCACCCUUCAUCUCGGCGCCCCCAUCUUGGGAUUCAUCCCCCCCCCCCCCCCCCCCCCCCCCCCUCGUGUUUACGUUCUCCCUCUCUCCCUCUCUCUGUGUCCUUCCGUCUUUGCCGUUCCUUUAUCUCUUCUUCUUCUUCCUGCCGUCCGGUGACUCUGCAUUAUUCCCCCACAGAAAAGGGCCUUAUACAAAAUCCACUCCACUCUUUGAAGUCUCUCCUUGUCGGACUUCCUACAGCUCAAUGCUCGGCUCCUCUCCUCUGUCCUUCUUCCGUCUCUACGGCCCUUCUCGUCCUCCUCCUCCUUUUACCAAACUCGGUUGACGAACAUCUGUCAGGCCGGGUUGGUCGACGAACGCCCUCUGGCUCGCCCUUCAAAGCGCCCCCCCUCCCCCCUCCCCCCUCCCCCACAGGCAUGUCCCCUGCCCCGGGCCUCUCCUUCCACUGACCCCCUUUACCGUCUUCUUUCUGCUGGUUCCAAUGCCAAAAAUGUUUUCCUCCGCCCCCCCCAACGGGCGGAGGAAGGAAAACAGGUGGACGCAAAUCCGCCUUUCAGUUCCCGCCGAAGGCAGAAAAACUCAUAAUCUAUGGCUAGCUCCUCUCCGGUCGCAAACCAAGUACGACGCGUGUUCUAUGUAUAUGUGUGUCUAUUUUAAAGAGAUUUGAUAUCAGCAAGUCGCCCUAAGUAAAGCAAAUAAUGUUUUCCAUGACAUCUUCUCAGUCGGUCGAGGAGGGGAAGAAACGUAACUGUAUUGGAUGGUAUUCGCCGUCUGACCUUGACCUAUUUCUGACCUUGUGUGUUCUGGACGGUGACUGUGUGGCCGCGUCUUUGCGCGCGCGCGGCUCAUUCCGAGUCGGAUUGAAAUCGUUCCGGUUUAGCCUCAGACUCGGCGCUACGUGGCAGGGGAAGGGGAAGGGGAAGGGGAAGGGGAGACGAAAGGUGUUCGCCGUGUAAAGGUGCUCCUUCCCCCCUGAGCCCAAGAUGGAUUGCGAUCUUCGCGUGCGUGAUAUGCAGGGUGGAUAGUGUACACUUGAACGUUCCUUUUAUGGAAUUCAUAGCGGGGAACGGAGGUGCUAAAGAAACCCACCGCGUCUUUCGUGACUGGAGAUCUGUUUCACCCGCUUCGCUGUUCAGCCGUCCGGUCGCGUGGAUCAGUUUAGAAUGUUUUCCUCUUUUUGCAGCAAAGCCACACAGACACCCGACGUGAGAGACGGCGUUAAACUGCCUUUUAAAAAAAAUAAAUAAAAGUGUUUUGUUUGUAUGUGUUAUGAACUGUAUUAGUCACAGCUGCACAGUAACAUUCCUUAUUUAUAACGACGGCGCUUCUUACUGUUUUUUUUUCCUUUUUUUCAAAAUUUGUUUUAAUGCUUGUGGUAAUUCCAGAGCACUAACAACAUUGGAUGACUCUGUAUAAUGUGUUGUAAAGAGAACGUAAAUAAAAUAAAAAAUUAAGGCCCCGAGCGCAGCUGUUAUCGACAGGAGACAAAAUAAACCCAGCUGAAAAUGUC